AUGAGUCUAGACUGUUUUGUGUACGGAGAGAUGUCGCAGUCGAUCAAGAAGCGAUCGAAGAAAAAGUCUAUCGUUCCAGGUCCGCUUCUUUGAACUUUUUUUUUUCUGUCGGUGAAGAAAUCUAUAAAGCUUCUUUCUUCGCGUUUCUCUCUCCAUUCUUAAGUGUAUUCGACAAAAGUUUAAUGUGGUUGUGAGUUGGCCAGACCGCAAUGGUUAAUUUGAAAUAUUCAAAGGGGACGCUUUGAUAAUUUUAGCGAGCUCUGAGUCAAAUUCGAUACUUCCAUUGGAAUUUAUGGUAUGAGUUUCGAAGGGAAUUCCUCUUUAUUCGCGGCUGUCUUGGGAUGAAAACAGCAAAAUGUCUGAAUCUGCGCAAUUCGCACGUCGUUUCUCUUUUCCUGUCAAGAAAUUUUUCUUAGAUACUUGAACUUUUGGCUCAAAAUUGCAUUGUGCAACUAUAAGAAAGAACGUUAUUUAUCUAAAAAAAAACAAAUGAUAAGAAAAUAGUUGGUUGUAUUCCAUAGUUUUUCGUUUCUUGCAAUGGUAUGAAUUUCUUUCAAACUUUUUCGGAAACGGUUCCUUUUGCUUAAAACGCAAGAAACUUUUUUCAGAUGUCCACACUCACAACAAAGAAAGGGUGUUCAAGGAACGAACCAACGCCUUCAACGAUCGAGCUCGUCGAGGCGCCAUGCGAAGGAAAAUCCACGAGGUGACCUCCCGGUUCUAGAGAGUUCUCAAUAUUCUUGGGUGCAGGUGACAGGUCACAAGUUCAUGGCACUCUUCCUACGGCAACCGACGUUCUGCGCACAUUGCAAGGAGUUCAUCUGGGGCAUCGGCAAGCAGGGCUACCAAUGCCAAAGUCAGUGUCUUCUAAACGUAUUCAAACCACUCUUGGACACAUUGAAAAAAAAAGUAAAAUAGAAGAAGAGUGAAUGAAAGUUGAAGAAAGAUUCAAAAUGUCAGACAAUCAGUUCGACAACUUAAUUUUCUAAAGAAAAUGAUUAUGAUGUCCAUAAAACAUCACCCUAACACCACGAACGUUCAAACUCAAUGAUCAGAUCUCCAUCGCGAUCUUAAUAACAAGAUUACAAUUUUAAUUUUAUCAAAAACUUCAGAGCUCACUUCAAAAAAAGUUUUUUUCCAACGACGGGUCGCUUUCUCGGCCGUCACUUUUUAGGAUCCGGAUUUUUCCAUUUUCAUCUGUUUUUAUUGUCUCUGAAACCUUUGGAAAGUAGAUAAAUGUGAAAGAAAUGUUUCGAGAAUAUAUUGAUGGUUUUUUUUUCAAUAGAAUUUUUGCAGUUUGUACAGUAGUGGUGCAUAAGCGAUGUCAUGAAGAAGUCGUGUGGAAAUGUCCGGGAAACAAGGCCGACGCCGUCGAGGAAAUCAGCAAAGAAGUCGCCGAAGUGUGUCUCUUAAUCUUUCUCGCAGAACAGUUCUCGUCAGCUCGUAUUCACCGAGGCUGAUUUAGAAUGUGCUAAAAAAUUUGGAUUGAGUUACAACAAUCAAAAUCACUUCAAAAAGGAGUUUGACUGCAAUAUUCAAAGAGUUGAUUGGUGAUUAAUCGCUUCAAUUUGGAAAUAUGUGUCGCCGAGCAAAGAAUUAGUUUUUUUUUUCAUAUUUUCCAGUUUUAGAUAUGCAAUGUGUAGCUUAUACCGUCGCUAAACGAUUUUUAGUGAAGUCUUGAUUGACGGCUUGCUUUUCUUACGAUUCUAUUUUUGCAGCUGUCUUUUCAGAUAUAUUGAACGUUUUUUACUUCAGAAGGUUUUCGAUUUCACGCGCAUAAUUCUAUAUUGUUUUUCCAAGCUGUUUUGUCAAAGUUUCUCGGUUCAAGUUCUAAUUCAAGGCUUUUCUAGAAUUUUCUAGACAGACAAGCAUAGUUGAGAAUAUUGAUAAUCUGAUUUUGCCUUUUAGCUAGCUUCACAGAUUCAAAGAACUUCAGACUGGAAUGGGACGAUUCAACAUAAAUAUGCCGCAUCGGUUCUCAGUCCACUCCUACAAGAGACCCACCUUCUGCGAUCAUUGCGGGUCGAUGCUCUACGGACUCAUCAAUCAGGGCCUCCAGUGCUCCGUUUGCAAACUCAAUGUCCAUAAAAGGUUUGUUUUUUUCUUCUUUUUUUGGAGGUAGUCGACUGCAUUGGUUUCGUCUUGUCCUUUUCGAGAAAUUUAGAGCCAGAGAAAUAUCUUUCAUGUUCCUUUUUUUUUUACUUUUUGACCGAGAUUCUAACUUGCUUUUUUUUCUGAAAAAUGCACGGAAUUUUUAGUUAUCAUUUAUGAUGAAAUCUAAAACAAAAACUGCAAUUCUCGGUAACCCGCAGAAAUUUAUAAUUUUUCUGUUACCCAACAACUAGACUUGUCUCUUGGCGACUGAAAGAGUUAUUGGCAUUCUUGGAAAUUUUUCAGUGCUGGGGUAACAUAAAUUAAAAAUACCAGAGCUGAAAAAGCAGUCAGCUCCUUGAGAAAAAACGGAUCGGAUUUAAAAAUAACAUUUUGUAAAAUCUUCAUCUAAUACCUUUGCUUUUUUUUGUGUAUUUAUUUGCGAGAAGUUCCAAAAAGAGAUGGACUUGCAUUUUCUCAUAAAAAGUGUAUGAAGCGAUCAAUUCAAUGCGCAAGUGCUAUCAUGUAGGAAAACUAUCAUUUUUGUGAGAUAAAGGUGAAGUUAAAAAUGAGUACUUCUCUUUAGAAAAAAAAAUGCAAAAAACUGGAGCUUUCCGAAGGAAGUUGGAUUUUCGAGUUACCUUUACUUAACGAGAACCUUUCGCAGAUGUCAACGGAAUGUGGCGAACAACUGCGGGAUCAACGCCAAACAAAUGGCGGCCGAACUUGCUCAACUUGGACUCACAGGCGACAAAAUGAGCGUUCGCAGCAAGAAAAAGGUUAUCUCUGACAAAAAUCCUUGUUUUUUUUCUGCAAAGUUUCUCUUGCGCAAGUUUUGUUUGCGCUGGUUGAGCCCUCAAAAUCGAGCAAAGCGCGAAGAGUUCCUUCAAAAAACCUCGAGCUUGCUGUUUGUUCGAUUUCUUUCCUUGUUGGAAAUCACGUUCAGAGAAGUUGAACUGUGUUGUUUUCAGCCGUCGAUAAUGACCGACGUGAGCACGGAGCUCUCGAAUUGCUCCAUCAGCUCCGAUUCGACGGGUGAGUUGCACCUGAGGCUUCUGGAUUGACCUCUCCUCAGGUUACUUGCAACAAAUCUCCGAGGAAGACGGACUGCCGCAAGUCGCCAACAGAGGUCUCAAGCCCACCGGCACGCUUUCCAUCAACGACUUCACCUUCAUGAAAGUCCUUGGCAAGGGAUCUUUUGGAAAAGUUUGUUUUCCACUAUCACUUCGCAUAAUUCGUUCCGAAAGAGUCUCGUUUCCAUUAUAUUUUUGCUCGAAAGUAUCGUGUAAGUUUUAUUUUUGUCCCUUUCAACUGCUUUAUCCUAACUCUUGAAGAUUCAUCACCUUUUGCCAUUUUUUUUCUCAAUUCUUCGUGCAGGAAUUAAUAACUUAAUAGGUUCACGAUUGAAUUUUAAUAGUGAAGCUGAAGGCGACCUACUAGCUUCUAGAGACAUCCCUGUUCAGACUAUGCUAUCAAAAAGCAUCUAUCGAAGAUCCAGGAUGUACAUGCGGCACUUUUUGGGUUUCAGAAUUGCUUUGAAUCUAUUUCGAGUUUUCUGGAGAUCAUUUCGAGCUUGAUGAAAAAAGGAAUCUUGGCGCUCUUUUCAAAAUGAACUCAUCCUGAAAACAACGGCACAUGGCUGUCUCGUACCACAGGUUGAAUGGAAGUGAUUGCAGGUGAUGUUGGCAGAGAGGAAGGGGAGCGACGAGGUGUUCGCGAUCAAGAUUCUGAAGAAGGACGUGAUCGUGCAGGACGACGACGUCGAGUGCACCAUGUGCGAGAAGAGAAUCCUCAGCCUCGCCGCCAAACAUCCGUUCCUCACCGCCCUCCACAGCAGCUUCCAGACCGCCGUCAGUAUUUCCACCUACAUCUCCAAGAAACUCCCUGCAGAGGGUAGAAAAGUGUUCACGGCGCUUGAAUGAAGUAGUUCAGAGGUGGAGGAAGACGUUAAUGGAUAGGCCGCUCUGACUGCCUUUCCAUUAACGCCCACAAGGUAGAAAUGUAUUUUUCAAGAAGUCAGAAUGGCGCGAUGGUCAUUUCUAUGGCAAAAUGGCCUUUUUGAGCAGUGUAUCAAGUUUUUGUACACAACGGAAAAGGUUAUCGUUCGAAAAUUCCAAAAAAGUAAUUCUUUGCUUCUAAAUAUGACUUCUGAGAUUGUGAAUGUGCCUCACUAAAAAUGCGUUAAAGGGAAAGUUUCCUGCUGAAAUUUCUGUAGCAAUCUGUUACGAACGUUAACAAAACUUGCGAAAUAAAAAUUUAAAUGUGCGAAAAUUGAAAAUAAUUAGUUCAAGGCUUAUCGCUACGCGCUUGACCUAGUGACCAAAGACGACGUGAAAUUAUGGAUCAUUUCUAUGAAAUGGCUAGAUGGCAUGGCAUGGCUGCCAUCUCAAUCCUCAACCUCUGGCUCAAAUAGUUGAAAUAUUUCGGAUAGGAAAGUGAGAAAGUAAAGUGCGGGCUUAUAGAAAUGUAAAAUUUGAAGUUUUUUUUCCGUUUCAAACUGUUACUCGGGAUGGAAUGCGUGUUGUAUUCUACAAAAUCAGUGAUUGUUUAAAUUGGAAGUAGAUUUCAAGUCAAUUUCACUUCCAGGACCGUCUCUUCUUUGUGAUGGAAUACGUGAACGGAGGCGAUUUGAUGUUCCAAAUCCAACGGGCUCGCAAAUUCGACGAAGGACGCGCCAGAUUUUACGCGGCCGAAGUGACGUGCGCCCUGCAGUUUUUGCAUCGAAAUGACGUCAUUUAUCGGUUGCGCCUCUCAGAAACUUUCUCUUACGCCUUCUUUUGAAGGGACUUGAAACUGGACAACAUUCUGCUCGACGCCGAGGGCCACUGUCGUCUGGCCGACUUUGGAAUGUGCAAGGAGGGAAUCAACAAGGACAACCUCACCAGCACUUUCUGUGGUUGGUUCUUAUCUUUCUUCGCGGUUAACGGAAAACUAUUAAAAAGCCUCCUUUGAAGAAGGAAUACAUGAUCAAUGUUUUGCAGGAACACCGGAUUACAUCGCACCGGAGAUCCUGCAAGAACUUGAAUAUGGAGUAUCGGUUGACUGGUGGGCCCUUGGAGUGCUGAUGUACGAGAUGAUGGCCGGCCAGCCGCCCUUCGAAGCCGACAACGAGGACGACCUCUUCGAGGUAUCCCUUCCAAAUGUCUUAGCAUCAUACUAUCUACACCACCUGAGGACAUAAGCCUCGGCGAUCGGAACUUGCAUGGAAAGUCUGAGUCCCCAAAAUCUUCAAUCUUAAAUAUUUUUAUUUGGAUACGCGAACUUUCUCCCGCUCUUUGUAAAAAGGUAAAAGGGAAAGUAUGAGUCUACAUACCCGUUUAUGGUUGCAUGUUUAUGAACAAUUCAUCCCUUGAAAUAUAAAUAAAAAAAUCAUAUCCAGUUGAAAAAUAAAGAAUUUUUACAGGCAAUUCUGAAUGAUGACGUCUUGUACCCUGUUUGGCUCUCAAAAGAAGCUGUAAAUAUUCUGAAAGCUGUAAGUUUUUUCAAAACUGUUGAUAAUAGAUUGAAUGUGAAAAUAGGACUCUUAACGCGGUAUUAGUGCUUCGGCAUUCCCACCCCGGGGGCCGAUUUUUUUUUGUUGCGGCCGAAAAGUGCAACCUAUCUCAGCAAAUUUUCAAAUUUUUUUGCGCGCAAAAGGCUGGGGUGGGAUCCAGUCGAUGUAUGACUUAACGCUGUUUCAAACGAGUCGUUCUGUGGUCUGAAAGAAUUUGGUGAGUCUUUUGGGUCUUUCGGCUCUCAAUCGGGUCUUUUGAGAGAUUCUGAUUACCCCUUUUUAAAACGAUUUUAGACUAGCAAACUAUUAAUUGAUUAUGUUAAAAAUGACGUGUGUUAUGAUGUGAAAAUCUUCUUGAAGGGCCAUAGGACUGUUUCAGUUUAUGACGAAGAAUCCCUCGAAACGGUUAGGUUGCGUGACUUCGCAAGGAGGAGAAGACGCAAUCCGUGCACAUCCAUUUUUCCGAGAAAUCGACUGGGACGCCCUUGAAGCUCGCCAAGUCAAGCCGCCUUUCAAACCCAAAAUCGUAGGUCGUCCUGUACUUUUCUCAAGUGUUCCUGCUCGUUGCAGAAAUCAAAACGCGAUGCCAACAACUUCGACUCUGACUUCACAAAAGAAGAGCCUGUCCUCACCCCUACAGAUCCUUCAGUCGUCCGCAGCAUCAACCAGGACGAGUUCCGUGGCUUCUCCUUCGUCAAUCCUCACUUCACCUACUAG
This is a messenger RNA of Caenorhabditis auriculariae, 6301 nucleotides long. Lineage: Eukaryota; Metazoa; Nematoda; Chromadorea; Rhabditida; Rhabditidae. The record is from the annotation of a GenBank genome assembly.